AUGUCUGAAAUAAUAUUGAUAUUUAUUCAACCAUUUGAAUAUACUGUAAAAGUGACUAGUUCUCGUCGGUAUCAACUUGAUAUCGUCCCACCAAUUCCUCCGAGUCUCAUCGGAAUUCUCGUACCCCUUCCGUAUAUCAAACUUGAUUUUUCGUUCAUUUCAAAAAGAUGUCGGCUCAUUGUCAAGUCGACAAAUCUCGGGAAUUACGAUAUUGGGAUGAGCUUUCGACCCGAUCAAUACCUUAUAAGAAAGAGGAACAAGUACAUAAAUGCUGAAGUGAAACCGUACUUAGAUGAUAGGAAAGAGAUAUCUCUCAAAUUCGCGAAAGUUUGGGUAGAAUAUGUUUGUGAUCUUUUCCGAAUUGGACUUAACUUUCUUUUAUUGAAUUCAAGUGCAUCGAUCGAACACAUGUCUUCUGUGGCGGAAUGGAUGAACUCUAUUUGUUCUAAUGUUUGUUUAUGCGAUAUUUCUGGAGAUGACGUCAACAGUGAUAGUGUCACACGAUUUUUUGAGAAAGCCACUUUUUCCAUCAAUGUUUUGGUGUUUGAACUAAGGCAAGAAUAUGAGAUUAGUCCAAUUCACUGUGGCGUAUUGAAUAUCGAUCAAGUAGUUGUUAGCACUAUAACUACAAAAACUCCAUGCAGUUGGUUUACUGUAGACCAAGUAUUGACAUCCAACUGUAUCACAAUGAUGAUCGGAGCUUGCACAUUCGGCGAAAGAGAUUUGAACCGAAUCAUAAAAAGUUGGAUAAGUGGAAAUAAUCCCAGAAUGGAAUUUUUCCAUGCAGUUGUGUAUCCAUUGGAUUUUGAAUUAGUAUUGGAUGGAAUUGAAUUCGAGAAAAGAGACCUGACACUGAUACGUCGUCUCAAAAUUCCAUUUUUGACGAAACAAAUCGAAUACACGUUCUUUGGAGGAUUCGAUAUUCGGAGACAAGAUGGAACCGUUGCAACAAUACAGCAAAUGGGUCUAUUUGAGACUGAGAGGAUAGCUGUCACCAACCAAACGACAUUAUCAAUUGAAAUAGCUAACUAUCGAGAAACAAGUGACGGAUGGACGGACGGAAUUUGUCAAAAAUUGGAGACGGGCAACACUUAUUUCGUAACCAACAACACUGCCGGACAAGGGUUGCAUAUUCACGAGAACGCCUUUUCACUGACCAUAUUAUCGGAGGUCAUGCUUCCAACAUUUCCCCAUUUUUUCAUAUGGAUAUCAAUGAUCGAACCUCAGAACGAUUGUUCAAUCAGGACGCCACUCAUGAGUGUCAAAUGCCGUGUAUUCAUCUGCACAAUCAAGCUGUCGUCGGUCAAAUAUAACGCCAAACCAAAAAAUCCUAUUCACAAAUAUUAA
Caenorhabditis remanei is the source of this 1347-nucleotide messenger RNA. RefSeq lists its product as uncharacterized. The transcript has 5 exons. The record is from RefSeq and is a predicted model, not a curated record. NCBI's taxonomy places the organism in Eukaryota, Metazoa, Nematoda, Chromadorea, Rhabditida, Rhabditidae. Bases 1 to 1347 code for a protein of 448 amino acids.